This is a messenger RNA of Syngnathus acus (greater pipefish), 2478 nucleotides long. It is a transcript of the gene xpnpep2, whose product is annotated as X-prolyl aminopeptidase (aminopeptidase P) 2, membrane-bound. Bases 88 to 2124 code for a protein of 678 amino acids. Lineage: Eukaryota; Metazoa; Chordata; Actinopteri; Syngnathiformes; Syngnathidae. The transcript has 21 exons. Gene Ontology annotation, molecular function: metalloaminopeptidase activity. The record is from RefSeq and is a predicted model, not a curated record.
UCUCACCACCAAUCCACAUUGACUGAGCGCUCAACGGUGCACCUGCUCCAGUCAGGCCCGACCCACCUCAGCCCACGUAGCGUGUGGAUGUGCUUUUGGGGCAAGAUGCUCUCCAUGUUGGCUCUUCUUCUGUUGGUCCUGCAAGGAAACGUCAGCGGUGCCGCAUUGUUUGAGGCCACUGAGAGGAACUGUUCCCUGUCCCCACCGUUCCUCCCCAGCACAGCUGUGAACAGCAGUCUCCAGUUGCAGGAGUUGCAAGAACGAAUGCUCCUCGCCAGCAUCUCAGCCUACAUUAUCCCAGGCACGGAUGCCCACUUGAGUGAAUACAUCGCACCACGUGAUGCAAGGCUGGCGUUCAUGACGGGCUUUACGGGCUCCACAGGCACAGCCGUGGUCACGCCGGGCAAAGCGGCGCUGUGGACGGACAGCCGCUACUGGGUCCAAGCGGAGAGACAGAUGGACUGCAAUUGGGAGCUGCAAAAAGACGUGUCCAUAAGCAGCAUAGCGGAGUGGCUUAUCUCAGAGGUACCGCAUGGCGGCAACAUCGGCUUUGAUCCAUUCCUCUUCUCUCUCAAAACGCAGGAAGCCUACGGAAUCAGUCUGGAGUCGAGCAAUCGGAGCCUCAAGUCGAUGCCUGGCAACCUGGUGGACCAAGUGUGGAAAGAGAGACCUCCCAUCUCGCCUGAUAGCCUCAUACGCCUGCCAGACAGAGUCAUACAAAGGCCCUGGCAAAUGAAAGUGGAACAAAUCCGAAAUCACAUGAAGGAGAAUCCUUAUGAGCCCACCGCUCUCCUGCUGUCAGCGCUCGAUGAGACAGCAUGGCUGUUCAAUAUGCGUGGCAGUGACAUCCCUUACAACCCUUUUUUCUACUCAUACACACUGCUGACCAUGGAUGAGAUCUGGCUCUUUUUGCACAGAGAAAGGGUGACAGAAGAGCUGAGGACGUACCUGAACGCCUCAUGCAGUGGGCCGUUCUGUGUGCAGCUGAAAAGCUACGACACCAUCUUGGAUCACCUCAAGGAGUACGUGAGCAGCCGGCCGGAGGUCAAAGUGUGGAUCGGCACCGAGUACACCAAUUACGCACUUUAUGAGAUCAUAAAAACAGAGGACAAAGUCAUGAGCACCUCCUAUUCUCCUGUACUGACCACCAAAGCUGUGAAAGAUGACACUGAGCAGCGCAUCUUGAGGGAUGCUCACGUGAGAGAUGCCGUGGCUGUCAUGCAGCUUCUCAUGUGGUUGGAGAAGGUGGUGCCGACGGGAAAGGAGACGGAGCUGAGCGCCUCAGCGUAUGUCAAUCACUGUCGCAGCAAACAGAAGGAUAACAGGGGCCCGAGCUUUGAGACCAUUUCUGCAAGUGGACCUAAUGCGGCACUGGCACAUUACAGCCCAACAGUCGAAAGCAACAGGCACCUGACAGUGGAGGAGAUGUACCUGGUGGACUCUGGUGGUCAAUACCUAGACGGGACCACGGACAUCACUAGGACAGUCCACUGGGGGACCCCCACUGCUAUGCAAAAGGAGGCCUACACCAGAGUGCUCAUUGGAAAUAUUGAAAUAUCUAGAACCAUAUUUCCUUCAGGGACCAGAGGUGUAAACUUGGAGAUGCUGGGCCGCAGAGCACUGUGGGAAGUGGGCCUCAACUAUGGCCACGGCACAGGACACGGAGUCGGCAAUUAUUUCGGUGUUCACGAGUGGCCUGUUGGUUUCCAGAGUAACAACAUUCCCUUUAGAGAAGGCAUGUUCACGUCGAUAGAACCUGGAUAUUACAAAGAUAAUGACUUUGGGAUUCGCAUUGAAGAUGUUGUAGUGGUUGUGCCCAUCCAUACAAAGUAUGGUCAUAACUACUUGACCUUUGACACUGUGUCCUUGGUACCGUAUGACAGGAAGUUGAUUGACAUCUCUCUUCUGAGCCCAGUCCAGCUGCAGUGGUUGAACAAAUAUUACGAGACCAUCCGGAGGCUGAUGGGUCCUGAGCUGGACCGCCAGGGGCUCCAUGAGGAGAAGAGCUGGAUGCUAAGACACACAGAACCCUUUGUGGGGUCAGGAUCUUCUUCAUCUCCCCAAUCCUCUUCGCCCACCCUGGUCACUUUGGUUGUGGCUGUGUUGUAUAACGUUGCACUCUAAACAUUAUGGCCAUUAAUACUUAAGUAUAUUGGGCAAGAGAAACACUGAAUUUGUGCAAACAUAAUUUUGUUCCAAGUUUGAAAAUGAUCUUUUGUAUAAAUUUGAUGCUCUUUAAACUAUUUAUGUAAUCAAACUGCAUAAUUUGUUUGAUUUGUUGCCAUGUUUGAAAUAUACUGUACAUUUGGCAAGCAAACUGGCCCACUUGUGUUAAGUCAUUCAAAUGCAGCAUUUGAGCAAUGAGAUUUUUUUAUACAUCUACAUCAAUAUCCUUACAUAUAUUAUUUGUACCCCACUAUGUUAUGUUAUUUGAAACUGUAGAUCCAUCAAUUAAAUUAGAAUGUGUUUCAGUUGCAA